AAUCGAAACCUUGACUCAGGCUAAGUAGAUUGUUUCUAUGUGAACAAUUCAUGCUUUCUAGUACGAUUCUUCUCCAGGACAAUGGUCAAACCCUGUUGACGUCUGAAGGUUCAACAUGUUACUUACGAGUGUUCUCUAUUGGCCUCGUGCAGCUCACUGUUGACUAGUAUCCAUCUCAAUGAAACGACCACCCUAGGCAAACGCUCCUUUUCCCUCCCAACUUGUGCGUGAGUAUUCAAAUCGAAAGCACCUCGCCCUAAUAGUACCUAUGAUAGGCACCCGCAAAGGUACCGUACCUUUCAAACAGUGCUCUAGGCGACGAAUCGCGCCCAAUAGAUGUCAAGUUUAACUGCCAAUUCCAUCCAACUGGAAUGUGCCAGCGCACCGUCCUCCACUCAAUCUCCUAACAGCCGAAUAUGUGUAUGCUAAAGCCCCUCAUAUUCUCCAUUUGUCGGGUGCAUAGCUGUCUUUGGUGUAAUUGGCAAUGAGACUCUCUAUUGCUGCGAGCUUUGCAAACAUUGGCACACGAUCUGUGAACGUGCCCAGGGCGUUUUUUUUGUGCACCUUAAGUCAUGCAGUAUCAACUUGUAAAACAAACGCUUAUUGUCCCGUCGCGGAGGUAGGUCUUUCCCGUGAAAGGUACUCUUGAUCUACAGUCAGAAGGGGCGGGCUUACAUUAUCCCUUCAGCGUACGGAAAGAGUGUGUCGCCGAGACUAUCUUGUUUUCAGCCAUUUCGCUGUUGCAUGGAACGUCGAGGCCUGUCGAUGGCCAGGGACUCUUCGCCGCUACAGGGCGCAAGGGCAUCAAGGGUGUCCUUAUUCCUUAAAAUGAAUAGCGCGGAGGUAGGUAUAAAUAGUGGUCUGAACUCUAGCAAGCUCUCUAUCUUCGAGCAAAUCACUCAAUCGACCAGCUUUCUCUCCACAAUCACCGACCUCCAUACAAUGUGUCUCGAAGGCAACAGUGCACCUCUCUCUAUCCGCUACCUCAAUGCGCAACUUACGUCUCUAUGGGAGAAUGCUGUUCAAUGUUCCAAGGACUCUAGUACCAACGCGUAUGAUGUCAAGUCUCAGGCAUAUGAGAAAUCCAAGUACACUCGCGCUCUUGGGCAAUUCCAAUACUUUGGCAAUAAGGCUCCGAAGGUUGUUCGCUCUACGGAAGACCUUCUCUUUUACGCUACCUUCGGCAAACCCGAGGUCAAAUUCAUCUGUAACCAUGAGGCCGUUCUUUUCUUGACGAUCAAGGAAGGCCACGCCAACCUAGACUUUGGCAAGGCUACCUUGCCCGGCGGUAAGGUCGACCGGACCAAAAAUAAGCUGGUGAAGAAUGUUCAAGUGGCCUAUCGGGUAGAAUUCUCCCGCAGCAACAUCAAGGGGCGAGACUCGAAGGUCGGCAAUACUGCCUCCACUCAUUUCAUCCAAAUGUUGAUCUUGAAUCUCGAAAAGGGAAGGCUCGUCACCCUGAAAGGUGAGAAGGACAAAACACUCCCCGCAGACACCAAAGAUGCUCUCGGAUUUUACCUACGCAAGUAUCUCGACUUCCUCACGCGUUCUGGGAACCAUGUCCUCUUCGAUCUCCCCGACUUCGACGAUGAUAAGUUUAAGGCAAAGAUCGACUAUGCUACACACAAAGACACGACCAUGGAUCUCCAGGCUUUGUGCCAUGGCGUUACGGUGCAAGAGAUCGAUGUACAGCAAGUCAACGAUGCUCUGUACUUCCGAUGGCAAAACGCUGCUCGCAGGGCCGAGAGACCCGCUGACUUCCUUUCACUCUGUCUCGCCCAGAUGAGCAGUGCAUGGUUGAUCAAUUCCGUUGUCGACCACCACUUUUUCAUCAGGUUUGGUGUGCCCAAAGUCCAAGCCUUGUGUAGCCGUGAGGUGAUCUUGACCUUCGACAUCCACAACAUCGCCUUCUUCAAGACUAGUGAUUUUGAAAGUGAGGGACCUGAGGCUUUAUAUGCUGACUGGACGAUCUCAUUUAUCGUCGGUGUCGUCCGGGACAAAGGAUCGAAGCACAUUACCCUUGAUCUCAAUUCUGCUCGUUACGCCAGUCGCUUCUCCUCGUACAAGAAGGUGGACACUAUCGUCGUCAAAUAUUUCGAAGACAUCGUCAAAUUCCUUACCGUCGAUUACCUCGAUAUCCUCGUGCAAUACUCUGUACACAUUGUCCAAAUCGGAUUGGAGGUGUUCCUCCCUGGCGGCCCAGAGCCGUCCUCAGACUCUGGCAAUACCACCUGGAGCGAAACCGAUAACGAGGAUGACCAACCCGGCCGGCCUCACGGUGAAGUCGUUGUCUGGACGCAACGCAUCGAAAGCAUGCAUCUUUUUGGUUUCGACCAGAUUUUAGCUCUGUCUCAGGUUUCAAUCAAUUCACUGUUCUUCAGUCUUCACAAAAAGGCCCAACGUUGGACCGAAGGCUUUGAUGAAUGCUUGGCUCACUGGUCUUUGGAUUCAUUCUCUGCUGACUUCGACGCGAUCUCCGUUCGCUUGCUAUCCAAUGGCAAGGCUGUCAUUUUUAUUUCCAUUAACGCUGGUGAAUUGGCCGUUAGAAAAGAGACGGAAAAGUCCAAUUUCUGGACUUGGGUUGGAUGGUCCAAGCCAACCAGCAAGGAGUCUAUUGAGAUGUUCAGCUUUGACCACGUAACGGUUGCGUUUGAGGUUGAUCUCGAAAUGAAGCAACAUCACGAGCUCGCUGUUGGCGACGCUUGGUACGAGACUUUCAAUAAUACGUUCAUCUACAAGUACCGCCGUGUCGAAGAACACGUCUUCAAGCACCUGCUUCUGAACUUCCGAAACCCCAAGUACCUUGACGAGUUGUCAAACGUUGCUGCUCUCGGUAAAGGCCGUGACAGCCCAACUAGACUAGACACCCUCCUUCACUAUCUGAAGGACUACCUUCUGGAUCUCUCCGAUGGUGGCCACAAUAUUAUUUACUCCAUUCCGGUCUUUACCAAUCGUGAUGACAAAACUUUCGGCUACACCAGUGUCGCCCACAAGAUCGUCACCAAAUCCACUGUCACUAUUGGCAACUGCGGUUCGCUUCAUGAGAAGGACGCGCCAAUCAUUCUUAUCCUCGGUGUGUGCAACUUCCGUCCUAUGCCUCCUCUGGUCGUCGAGUGGUUCCCUGGCUGGAUCAUCGAGAACAAGCGCAGCAAGUCUCACGGUACGCUUUGUUUGUCUAAAGCGGCAUUCCUCGAAGGACGUCUCUUGCCUCUUCUCGCCGAAGUAAACGCUGUUACGACCCUGAUUCCGAAGUUUGCUGGCGUCAUUGAUGGUGACUGGCACUUCGAUCUGACAACCUGGAAGGAUGAUAUCUACCGUCAUGCGAAACUUUGCAACUGGAAGGAAAAACAGAAUGUUUCCAGCCAAUACCUGGAGUAUGUUUGGGAACAUCGUGAUGAAUGGAGUCAUGAACAUGAAGGCACGUAUAGCGACGAGAGAAACGGCGAAUACUCGUUGUCUUGCCGCACUAAGAACAAGCUUCACAUUCCCACUGUCUUCCGCGCAAACAGCCUCGAAAUUCAAUUGACGGGAGAAUCUAUUCUUAAGGUCGGCGGCAAGGAUGACAGUGGCAGAUGGAGCAAGCGUACAUCCGCCAAAUGGUCUGCGUCUAUCUUCAUAUAUUCAAGAGCGGGUGGCCUUGCUGUGGAGGUGUCGGGCCAGAUCAAACCCGUCUUUUCUGAGGAAGAGUCGGAAGGCCAAUGCGCCAUCGACGUCUCCGGUCUUCACUCCAAGUACCUUCCCUACAUUGUGCACCUGGACGAGGUUCUGGAGUCUUUAAAGAGUACCUUGGAAGGCGGAUGGGAAUUCGCUGCUCCAGGAGGCGAGUGCUACGCCUUGACCAACCCCGUCUUCACUCGCAAGGGCGACCUCGUCGUCCAACUCUGUGAAUACAAGGCUCCAUCUGGCUUCAUUUGCAGCCUGCCGCCCAGAAUCUCCUAUUCCCAACAAGUCACCACGAUCAACACUGCUUCCAAAGACAUCGACCAUAGUGAGAAGAUUGUGAAGGAUAUGCCGAAAAUUGGUCUUCCCCGUGCGCCUUUUGGGUUCGACCGCGACUUUAAUGCCUCCGUCUCCACCCUAGAUAGUCCUCCGUUGAAGACGCCUUCGCCUGACUUCAACCAGACGAGCUUGAACGUGGACGCCAAGCCUGCUGCAACGACCCUGGAGGUGAAUCCAGAGGCAUUGAUAUGAGGGAAUUGCCAUGCCUGACUGCGGACAUAUUUGUCUUGCACGCGAACAGACGUUGUGUUGCCUUUUCUGUAUAUCCUGCCAACAGACUUCGUGACAUUGGCAAGGGAUCCAUGUAGCAAAUACAAUACAGUUACAUCGAAGGUUCAUUAAUUUCAUCUCUCAUUUGGUGAAUACUGGACAAAAAAGAAUGAGACGUUGAGCCAUCCGCAUCGAAUGGUUUGAACUUACUCGAUACAACAUCUUCAUCUUGUACCAGAUGGCCGAGCCCAACCUUCUGAGCAUGUGGGUUGAACUUCGAAGAUUUACCCUGGCGAGGGGAGAUCAAAUCGAGGGCGAUCAUGGAAAGAGAAAGAAGACUCACCCAGACCAGUGCGUAACGAAGGUUCGCCGCGAGCGAUCGAUGAAUACCAUUACAUACGUCCUAUCUAGGGGUCAGCGUUGCCCUCGGCGGUGAUAUGGGUGAAAGGAUAGUGACCUCGAUGGUAGCCCCCUUUCGUAAGCACACAGGGUCAUGUAGAUCUGGAUGAGCACCUCUCUUUUUGGUGUAUAUUCGGACUAAACCCAGCUCAUCCCACAUGCGCUCAAUCAGGUAGUCCAAACUGAUGGAGAUGAGUACCAAAGUCCUGUGCACAAUAAUAGAAGUCUUGCUCACUUGAGGCCCAUCUC
Molecule: messenger RNA, 4857 nt
Organism: Somion occarium
Lineage: Eukaryota; Fungi; Basidiomycota; Agaricomycetes; Polyporales; Cerrenaceae
Source: the annotation of a GenBank genome assembly